Peronospora matthiolae is the source of this 1014-nucleotide messenger RNA. Lineage: Eukaryota; Oomycota; Peronosporomycetes; Peronosporales; Peronosporaceae. The record is from the annotation of a GenBank genome assembly.
AUGACCACACGCAGCUUGACCCUUGCCGGCCUUCUGGCGGCGGCUCGUGCAUCCGCCCACAUGUCAGUUUUCGUGCAGCACGACGCCAUGUAUCUACUGCCAGCAUCUCGUGGCCUACCAUGCUCGAAUGAUGGCGGAACGAGCUGUCCAAAGGCCGGAGACAUCGCGUCGGCUGGCUGUCAGCCAUACCUGCUGUCCUACAAUGGAUUGGUGUGCGUUGCUCCUGUCGACGCUCAGUGCGUUGAGGUGGUCGACGAUACGUGGGCGUGCACGUUUCCUCAGACGGCGUCCACUUCUGUCAACGAGGCUAACACCAUCGCAGCGUACAGUGACGACGAUGGUGACGAUGACGAGGCACUUAGUAAGGUGCUCCGUGUUCUUUGCGAUGUCACUUCGGGUAAAGGUACCUAUCAGACAACGGCAUACGACUGCGAAAGGAUCGCGAGUGCUACAGCAUACCCUAGUAACUAUGCAGCUGCUAAAGACAGCGGUGGCUUCUCAGCUGACGAGGUUUAUCCGGCUGACAUAGACGACUUGAUCGAAGACGUCGACUCAAUUGAUGAGACCUACCCUACUCACCAUGUCAACGAUGGCUUCCAACCCUAUAUUCCAUCAAUUCGACCUGAUGCUUACGAUCUCAAGGGAGGACUGCCCCUGGUCGACCCGAUACAAAUGAUCCCUGAUGCUUUCACAGGUGUACCUGAUUCGUAUUUGACAGUGAUUCCUGACAUUUUGACACGGAUCCCCGAUGUCCUGACGGUGGUCCCCGAUAUUUUGACACGGAUCCCCGAUGUCCUGACGGCGAUCCCUGAUAUAUUGCCUGUCAUUCCUGAUAUUCCCAUCCCCACGGUGGUCACGGACAUAGUGCCGGUAGUUUCAGACAUCCUCACGGCUGCGCCCGACAUCUUUACGCUGGCACCUACCAUUCCGGUGAUACCGAUCGUUGCGCCAGCGCCUUUGGCACCAAUUACCUUCCCACGCUUCCCGAGACGCAUGAGGUCCUUGAGUGAAUAG